AGUAAAUAAUACUGGUUUGUUUGCCUAUUUAAAGUUGGUACUGUAGCCGAACCGCAGUGUUUUAUCAUAAGAGGACACUGCUUUUUACUAUCACUACCGUAAAUCAAUUAACGGGAUGGAAACAGAUCUUUACAUCUUAUUUGCUUUGUAAAUAUCCACGAUUGACAUAACAUUAUUGUAUUUGCUAAAAACGGACUGGGAAUUACUCGGAUAGAUCAGCGGAGCAUCACAAAGGGUUAAUAUCUGCAUGUUGCAGGAAAAAAACCUAUUAUUGAUAUUACCACCAUAACUUUGUGAGAGAAGAAAACAGUUUCCUGAAGGAUUUAAUUCGAUUUGUCAUUUAGGCGUUUGGGUUUUACACCUCUCAAAAAGUUGGGUUUUUUGCGAACAAUUGAAUGUCGAAGAAUUAACAUGGCAUCCAUGAGAACUCACAUGCGGCCGCUGCAUACGUCACUUGCCCUGUUUGGAUUAUCGCAUGGAUCCAAUUCAAGCCUUGUUGAACCCGCUAAAGCUUUUGAUGCCAAAGCAAACAGCAAAACUCCACACUUACUGUCAAAAGUGAAGAAAGUUUACUGCAUCUUUGUUUGCUGUGUUUUAAGUCUGAACGUUCUCCGUUAUAUCCCAAGCUUCUGGGUGGGGAUCGAUUUUGUCCCGCACCCCACCGCAUUAAGAAUCGUGGUUCUUGUCUGGUUCAUAGAAAACGCCGUCAACUGUAUCGUUCUCUUCGUUUUCUUUGAGAACAAGAAUCAUUUUGAGCGUUAUGUCCAACAGUACAUCACGGUGAUAAGUGACGACAUUUCAAAGUAUCUAAAAACCAACCCAGCAUGUCAGAAAGCCAAAAGAAGCAUGGUCCGAGCUCUGGUGGUCGGGUGGAUUAUGGUCAUCUUCAAUGCCGUGACAGUUGGUUUUCUGCUUUUCUCGAACCUGACGCCCGAUGUGACAGUGACCCUAUGUAACCCUCUGUCUCACAAAUCUAUUCCUGUGAAGAUCUUCAUAUCCGUUCUCUUUUUGCUUUUAUCGGGAGUGUGGGUUUUCCCAGUGGUUCUCCAUUAUUCGUUAACCACUGCUAUCGAGAUACGAUUUCAGGAACUUCACGAAGUCAUUGAAAACACAGCGUUAGAAGACUGUCCGAACAGGUUCGAGACGUUGAAGUGUGUUCGAUACAAACACUUGCAAUUAUGUAAGAUGGUGGAAACUGUGGACCAAAGUUUGAGCUACUAUGUGGCAAACGUUUAUCUGUUAAGUAUUGGAACCGCGUGCUUUUUAAUCUAUGACCUGAUUAGUAAAGUGAGCGGUGAUCCAAACAUAACACAGAUGGUUGUGUCAUUAUUCUGGCUGGCGAGUUCUUUUAUCAUACCAUUUAUUAUCUCUAUAAAAUCUGCGAAAGUGCACGAAAAGGCCCAUGGUCUCUCUUCGUUGAUAAUGGAUGUCAAUUUGGACGGAGCUACAAUGCAGGAUCUUGCGCACAUUAACCUGUUGGUGGCCAAACUUCACGGUCCGUCCAUCGGUCUGUCAGUACUCGGUAUUAUAACCAUCACCAAGGAAAUGAUUCUAACGCUCGCUGGAGUUUUCAUGACAUACCUCUUUUUGCUGAUUCAGUUUAAAAUAUAGCAUCAUCAUUUCACCACCAAGAUAAAAAGGAAUCAUUCGACACAUAUAAAUGACGUAAUCAAGAAUUGUAACAGCAUGAAGUUAGCCAACAAAAUUAUAAUAAUUAUUAAAUUUUUCUCAUAGUCAAACUCUGUUUAUAUACAUUUGUAUACAGGUUGUUCAAACCAAGCUUUACUAAAGAGUUCCGCACAGUAUGGAAAUAAAAUUCCUAUCAUUUAAAUGUUUGCCAUUAAUUGUAUCAAAACCAGUCAUUUAACAAUUAAAAUAACAUUGAAUUUUACAAACUUCAAACGUAACAUCAAGCAUAUUCAAUUUUUUUUUUUUACAUUAGUCUUACACGAUAUAAGUAAUUAAGCAUGUAUAUAGAACUAAACAAUGUUCUGUUGUGACUUUGUCAUUUUUGAAAAUAUUUAUAUUUUGGAAAAGUUCAGUAAUUCAUUGUAAUACUUGUUAAAAUCAUGUGCGUUUAUUUGUGUAUUAUACUCCUUGAAAUAAACACAGAUUGUUCAUCUUGCUAUAAAUAUCAUUAUAUGCAUGCGUUUAUAAGCGUUUCAUAAAGCAUUUGCACAUUUUAAAUUUUUUUUAACUUGAAAACGUUUUCUUUUAAGUUAAUAAAAUCUAAAAAUGA
Magallana angulata is the source of this 2239-nucleotide messenger RNA. RefSeq lists its product as uncharacterized. Bases 412 to 1611 code for a protein of 399 amino acids. Lineage: Eukaryota; Metazoa; Mollusca; Bivalvia; Ostreida; Ostreidae. The transcript has 5 exons. The record is from RefSeq and is a predicted model, not a curated record. Gene Ontology annotation, cellular component: membrane. Gene Ontology annotation, biological process: sensory perception of taste.